Molecule: messenger RNA, 751 nt
Organism: Prorocentrum cordatum
Lineage: Eukaryota; Dinophyceae; Prorocentrales; Prorocentraceae
Source: the annotation of a GenBank genome assembly
AUGGCGCCAGUGUGGACGUGCGGGACCUGUGGCUUCCACAACUUCGGGCACCGAGGCACGUGCAAGCAGGCAGGGUGCAACGGUCGCAACCCCCAAGGCCCCAUCCCGCAGGUCCAGUUCUCCUGGGGGAACCCGUGGUGGGGCAUUGGUGGACUUGGCGGCGGCGGCAAAGGGGGCAAGGGCGGAGGCGCCUUUUUCCCUGGCGGCGGCGGCGGCAAGGAGUACGGAUACAAGGGUAAAGGCGGCGGCGGCGGUGGAGGCGGUGGGGGAGGAGGCAAGGCGCCUCCACCUCCCAAGCGUGAGCUCACGUCCGAGGAGAAGGCCCUGUGGCUCAAUCUCUCGGAGGAGCAGUUCGCGCUGGCCUCGCAGUCCAUCCCUCGCCACCAGCGUGAUUCACUCAUGCAUCAGCGUGCGCUCCAGAACUACGGCCUCUCUGGGGCCAAGGCUGAGGCCGCGCAGAUCAAUGCGCUCAUCGGGAAGUACAGUCAGCAGAUGGUUCACCUUAAGCAGAAGGUGGCGCGCAUGCAGUCGAAGGCAGAGGAGGCGGUCAAGGCCGCCAUCGUGGCGCAGGAGGAGCUGGACACCGUCCAGCAGCAGCUCGAGGAUGCGAAGGCCCGCGGGCUCUCGCUGGGAGCGCAGGGCGGCGUGGGCGAGGCGAAGGCGGCGGCGCCGUCUGUGUCGCUCGCCCAGCCCAUGCAGCAGGCGCUCGACGCGUUCGUCGGUGCGCUCCCCGAGGGGGAGGCGGGCGAAG